AUGAUGGUGCAGUUAAUGCCUCAACUUUAUCAUAAUCUUACAUCACUAUGUUCAGCUGACAACGGCUUUUAUUAUAAAGAUGUUCAACUUGAUUCUACCAAAUAUCGUAUAUUCAAUUAUCGGCUUUGUUCCUACACUAGUUUCAAUUCACAUCCAUCUGCUUUAAAUUGUCGUGGAACAAUGUUCAACAUCAAUGAUCCUGACAAUGUUCUAUUGGUUUCGUUGCCACCAGAAAAAUUCUUCAAUUAUGAAGAGGGCAACGAUUGUGAACAACAUGAGCUAGGACAAUUAGGAGAUCAAAUGACUAAAAUAGAUGGAUCCUUAAUUUCAACAUUUCUCCAUUUCAACAAGAACAAUCAACCAAUUGUCCGUUUGAAAUCAAAAGCAUCGUUGAUCUCAUCACAAUCAUGUGAAGCAAUGGAAUUACUAAACGGUACUGUCACUUGUUAG
Molecule: messenger RNA, 450 nt
Organism: Rotaria sp. Silwood1
Lineage: Eukaryota; Metazoa; Rotifera; Eurotatoria; Philodinida; Philodinidae
Source: the annotation of a GenBank genome assembly